AUGAAUGGAAACAGUGGUAACGACCCUAUGCUGUCCAGUUUCAUCAACGAGGACUGGGGAAAGUUCCACGGCAGCUCGUCCGUCACAGACAGCGCGACCUCGUCUGUAGUCGCAUCGCAAACAUUGACGCCUUCGUUCCUUAUCUCCCCUGACGGAUUGCUGAACCUGGAGCAGAACUCGGAGUUCUCGGACCUGACUACUUUGUGGCCCACGGAGCGAAAGAGGGUCCUAUCAAUUAAGAUGGAAGACGAUGAUUCGUUCUCGUCUUAUUCAGUGGCCGGGGAGGUAGAUAAUCGAGAUAUUGACAUUGAAGAUAUGGAUAUGUCCGCAGAAAUGAUAGGAACUAACAUCAAAACCGAUAUUCAUGAAAACGAACUUUACGAUGCGGCAGAUAUCAGCCCUCACAGUAGUCGCCAGAACAAAUGUAAUCCGAGCAAAUUCCAAAUGUCAGAAGCGGAUGCAAGAAGAUACGUGGAAGAACAGUUCGAGAAAAUCGCCGUUGUUCCUAAGUCGCAUUUGAAUCAGAGGGAGAAGAUAGAGUUUAUAUUAGCCAGAAGUGACUGCACCGAAUUCACCGUUGAGGACAUUCUGAACUUUGAUAAGAAGUGUCCGGAUUCGGCCAGAGCAUGCGCACAGAUAGUCCAGAACAUUCCUCAGCGGUACCGCUGGGAGUGUGUCAGACCAGAGGAUAUUCCGUGUUGCUACACCAUCGUUGCUGAUUGCAAGAAGGUGUCGUGUCGAGACAAGCCGCCCCGACCAAUGAACGCGUUCAUGAUCUGGGCUCAAAGCGCCCGCAGGCUCAUCAACGAGCUCUGUCCAAAGAUGCAGAACGCUCUCAUAAGCGAGGCAUUGGGUUAUUAUUGGCGACAGAAAACUGAUGCAUUCAAACAACAUUUUGAACAGGAGAAAAUGAAACUGAGACGCUUUCACAGCGUAGAAUUCCCGGAGUAUAAAUACAAGCCAAAAACAAAAGUACAGAAAGCUCGAGAGAAGCAAGAGUUGUCACUGACCAAAGCCAAACUGCGAGCCUCUGUUAAGCUGGAAAAACUUCGAAGAACAGAAGAAGAAAGUCCUCGGCGUACAAAAUGUGGUCGUCCCAAAAAGGCAAAAGUAGAUCCUCUGACAAAGGAAGCAAAUUCACCGUUGUCGUCAUCGCAGUAUGCGGUGUCUGAAAAGUGUACGCGAAAAACUCCAACAAAACCCGCAAUAAAAGACAUGUUGACUCUAAAAAUUCUCAAUGAUAGAAUGUGCAAGGACACACACAACACACUUUCCAGGUCUAGAGACCUGGUCGUAAGUGCAUUUGGGCAGCUAAGUCCAAUAGAGGUCGACAGUCGAGGAUCCAACGAGGUAGAUAUGAGCAACUUUGACCAAGAUUUGCGAGGGAAAGCUGCCUCUUCCUCAGUGUUUGACACUCCCGCCAAUACUCCGCCAGUUGAUUACGACGAACGUCACCAUUCACCCAUGAAUCCACAACAGGCGUCACCGUCGUCUGUGGCUUGUGAUUUAACCCAACAGAUCCCCACAGAAGUAUGUCCGUUCACAUCCUUGCCACCUGCUGUGGCAACCACACCCACGAACCUAGGGGGUAGUUCUAGAGGCACCCACAAUAUAUCGCUGCUUGAGCUGCUGACUAAGCGCACGUCUUUAUCAACGCUACAGCCACAAUCUACAGCAACAGAUCAAGUCUUAGAUAUAACAGACCUGUUGUUCACUUACGUCACCGAGUCCUUAUCUGCAGCACAGCAUAGUACGCACAGCCCCGCCCGACACUACCCCAAAUGCAGCGUUGAAACCACAGACGAUAACAACAACAACAGUGACAUCAACAACAACAGUGACAUCAACAACAACUACCAAGAGGACAUCAACAACAACAUGUUACCUGACCUCAACAGUUCUCCCCCAAAACCUCCCAAUUUUCUUUACGAAGCGAGCGACCUUGACAUGCUGUUCCUAGAUUUGAACGUUCCAAUCUUAACGGACGAUGAUGUGAGAUCUAUCUUAAAUAAUCUAUGA
Molecule: messenger RNA, 2019 nt
Organism: Candidula unifasciata
Lineage: Eukaryota; Metazoa; Mollusca; Gastropoda; Stylommatophora; Geomitridae
Source: the annotation of a GenBank genome assembly